Cajanus cajan (pigeon pea) is the source of this 1512-nucleotide messenger RNA. RefSeq names its product protein REVEILLE 6. Lineage: Eukaryota; Viridiplantae; Streptophyta; Magnoliopsida; Fabales; Fabaceae. Gene Ontology annotation, molecular function: DNA binding. The record is from RefSeq and is a predicted model, not a curated record.
GAUUUGUUCUCACAUAAAUUGCCAUACGUUUCGCCACAAAUCCUGAAGUUAACUCUCUUUCUCUCUCUUUCUCUUACUUUCUCUCUCUAAAGAGUAAAAUCUUUGAAUGGUUUCCAAAAACCCGAACCCGCCCGAGGGAUUCUACUUGGAUCCGACCGGCAUGGCUCUCUCGGGGAUGCCUCCCUUCGCCUCCGUCUCCGCCGCCGCCAACUCGCCGGAGGACGCCGCCAAGAAGAUACGGAAGCCCUACACUAUCACCAAGUCAAGGGAGAACUGGACUGAACCCGAACACGACAAGUUUCUUGAAGCUCUUCAACUGUUUGAUCGUGACUGGAAAAAGAUUGAAGCAUUUGUUGGAUCAAAGACUGUUAUACAGAUACGCAGCCAUGCGCAGAAAUACUUUCUAAAAGUUCAGAAGAGCGGAACAAGUGAACAUCUUCCUCCACCCAGGCCUAAAAGAAAAGCUGCCCAUCCAUAUCCUCAAAAAGCUUCAAAAAAUGCUCCUGUACUCUCGCAAGUGUCGGGAUCUCUUCAAUCUUCACCGGCUUUGCUUGAACCUGGAUGUAUCCUAAAGAAUGAUUCCUCACCAAUGCUUAAAAGUCCUAUUAUGAACACUGUGGUGUCGUCCUGGUCAAACAACACCUUGCAAGCAAUCAAUUUAUCCCCUGUGGCAAAAGUGAAUAUUUGCAGUAGUGGUGAAAGCACUCCUAAAGUUCGGCCAGUUGGUGAAUCUAAUGGUCAAGGGAAUAAAAUCCAUCCAUUGAGAGUUCUUCCGGAUUUUACUCAGGUAUAUGGCUUCAUUGGCAGUGUAUUUGACCCAAAUGCAACUGAGCAUCUCCAGAAACUAAAAGAGAUGGACCGUAUUGAUGUUGAGACGGUGCUAUUGUUAAUGAGAAACCUGUCUAUCAAUUUAACUAGCCCAGAUUUUGAGGAUCAUAGAAAGGUUCUUUCAUCAUAUGAAGUUGAAGCCAGAGAGAAAUAACAAUCAAUGUAGAUACACAACCCGUGCACAAUGAACAGUUGAAAAAUGCUAAUGGGGUGGAGGCAGAAGAUGGCUUCAUUUUUCACCAAUUGGAUGCAGUUCGGGUGUUAUUUUGCAUGAUGUGGUAAGAUAGUGUUGGAAAGGCAACAAGCUGAAGAUGUUCGAGUCAGCCAAAUUUUUACCCUGCUAAGUUUUAUUUUGCUGUUGCUCGUCAUCGUAGCUAUGCAAAGCAUUAAUCUUCAUCAUUCGUUAUUAUGUGUAUAUAUGAAUCACGUAAUUAACCUAUUAAAAAGAAAAUAAUAAUGUGAGAAUGUAUAGUUAUUUCCUAGUUUUGUGUAGGUCUGUACAGCACCUAAUAUUUGUGUAUUAAAUUCAACCGAAAAUAAAAUAUUUGGAAUCAAGAAUGUUUAUUCUAGUUUUGUGUAGGUCUGUACAGCACCUAAUGUUUGUGUAUUAAAUUCAGCCAAACAUCAAAUAUUUGGAAGGAAGCAAUAUUAUAUUCAUAGUCUGUACUGUAGGCAUCUUAUUAA